Molecule: messenger RNA, 1642 nt
Organism: Gasterosteus aculeatus aculeatus (three-spined stickleback)
Lineage: Eukaryota; Metazoa; Chordata; Actinopteri; Perciformes; Gasterosteidae
Product: ankyrin repeat and SOCS box protein 12
Biological process (GO): positive regulation of protein catabolic process; intracellular signal transduction; protein ubiquitination
Molecular function (GO): protein binding
Source: RefSeq, a predicted model, not a curated record
GGGAACACAUGGCGGGGCCAGUGCGACAUGAACGUGAAAGUGGGUUAUAACAGAACACCACGAGGAAGAAGAAGGAGAAACAGGAAGAUGGAGAGGGCAGCUGAUGGUGACACAUCUUAGAAGCAGGUUCUAUGCUGCGACUCAGGACCUCUGCAGAAGAACGAAGCAGCUGUGAGAUCGCCCAGCUCAGACAAGCGGUUCUACAAAACGAUGACCGACUCCUCGAUGAGAUGCUCUGCCAAGAAGUCUACAAGAAGGUCAUCAACUGCAGAGGCGGCUGGGGGAUCGCCGGCACGCCCCUGCACGCCGCCGUGUCCAAAGGCCACCUCAGCUGUCUGCAGGUGCUGCUGGGCCACGGCGCCCUGGUAGACUGCGUGGAUGUCAAGGCCCAAACCCCUCUGUUCGCGGCCGUGCGCGGCAAAUACCUGGACUGCGUCUUAGCGCUCCUCAGGGCUGGCGCCAACCCCAACGGGAACGCGUCCAACAACUGCUCCCCGGUCCUCACCGCCGCUCGGGAGGGCGACGUGGAGAUACUGAAGGAGCUGCUGCGACGCGGCGCCGAGGUGAACUCCCGCUCCAAGGUCUUACUGUGGACUUCCAGCGCCAGGGUGUCCAGCGGGCCGCUGUACCUGGCCGCCGUUUACGGACACAUGGAGUGCUUCAAGCUGCUGCUCCUGUAUGGGGCCGACCCGGAUUACAACUGCACGGACGCAAAGCUGCUGGGUUCCAUCAAGCAGCCCAAAACGGUGCUGGAGAUGUGCCUGAGGCACGGCUGCGGCGUGGAGUACAUCCAGCUCCUGAUCGACUUUGGCGCCAACGUCUACCUCCCCACGCUGAUCAUCGAGAAGUCCACGAAGCAGAACGAAGCCGUGGAGCUGCUUCUGGAGGAAAGAGGGAAUCCAAAGGCCUUGACUUCACAGUGCCGACUCUCCGUCCGAAGAUACCUCAAAAAGAUCAACAGGAUCCACCGAAUCGACAAGCUGGACCUGCCGACGCGUCUCAUCAACUUCCUACAACACAGGCCGGCCCCCGUCACGCUCCCGUGGCCCGCCGAGCCCAAGGCCCCCCGCUGUGAAUUCAUUGUUAUUUAACUGUGUGACUCAGUGAACCACGUUUGUUUUAGAUUCCGUCAGUGGGAGCAUUAAAUGUGUGUGUCUCAGUCGCCGUGUCUUAUUCUUAGCACUCCCCCCGUGGCGAUCGCAGGACGCUUCCCGGAGCUGCAGUUCUUCUUCGUCACAAGUUCAUCACAAGUCGGUUGCUUCAGAAGAGCCGUUUGUGCUGAGCAAACUACCGGUUCAGGGUCAGCAUGCAUAACCCUCUCCGGGUCGUAGACUUCUAACAUUCAUAACGUUCAACAAAACACAUGCAAUAUUUGACUUUUUUUUUAGGUCAACCUCUUCUGUUCUUGUUAGUUCUGCUGCAUGCAUCAACAACAGAGACAAAAGAGAGAAUCACUUUUGGUUGUUUAAUUAUGUAGAAACUUCUCAUGUUAUUUAGCAUUAACUUCAGCAUUUAAAUAAUUAGACAUGUGCCUCCUCACACUGGCCAGUGGGGGGCAGUAGAUUAUUGCAAGAAGAAGGCACUGCGAGGAUAUCAAAGUAACUUUUAACAAGUAAACAAGUUACUUUAAUCCUAAUGAGAC